This is a messenger RNA of Melanotaenia boesemani (Boeseman's rainbowfish), 1858 nucleotides long. RefSeq lists its product as uncharacterized. Bases 324 to 1424 code for a protein of 366 amino acids. The transcript is spliced from 7 exons. The record is from RefSeq and is a predicted model, not a curated record. Lineage: Eukaryota; Metazoa; Chordata; Actinopteri; Atheriniformes; Melanotaeniidae. Gene Ontology annotation, molecular function: nucleic acid binding.
AGACGCAACAAUCACAACCUGAAUCACUGAGACGUGACAUCCUUCAAAGAUUGUAUGAUCAACUCUCAAGUAUCUUGGCAAGACAACCCGUUGAUGUGGAAGGACUUCAGUUUGUCUGCCACCAUUAUUCAGUUUUAUUAAGUGCUCUUGGUAACAUUAUUGAUGUAGGAGAGGAUAUACUUUCAGCUCUGUCAGAUCUUUAUACUAUUAUCCAGCAAGAAAAAGAUAAUCAAAGGACAUUUAUCACUGUUAACUUGGAAAGUGGUUCUUGUGGCCGUCCACGAUUGGCGGUGUCACGAGAGACUAUAGAACAUCUUGUGGAGAUGGGUCUACCAACAAGUUUUAUUACCAAACUCCUUGGUGUGUCUAGAGCAACCCUUUUUAGACGGAUGUCUGAAUAUAACAUUUCCGUAUCUGCCACAUACAGUAAAUGCAGUGAUGAGGAAUUGGAUUCCUUGAUCACAGCAAUUAAGAGCAGUAUGCCAGAUGCUGGGUACAGGGUAGUCCGAGGUGCUCUACUUGUUAAAGGCCACAGAGUACAGUGGGAUCGACUGUAUGCAUCCAUGCAUCGUGUGGACAGUGGCGGUGUGCUCGCCAGGAUGACGCGUCUCGGAUGUGUGGUGAGGAGGACGUACACGGUUCCUUACCCGAAAUACAUGGUGCACAUUGACACCAAUCACAAGCUUAUUAGGUACAACAUUAUUAUCUUUGGGGGAAUAGAUGGCUACUCAAGGAAGAUCAUGUACCUGAAGGUAGCAGACAACAACCGCGCAGACACCCACUUGGCCUUCUUCAGUGAAGCUGUGAAUGAGCAUGGCUUUCCUCUGAGGGUGAGAGGAGAUCAUGGGGGAGAAAAUGUUGGCGUAGCAGAAUUAAUGUUCUCAGUCCGUGGAACUGACACCAACAGCUUCAUUGCGGGUAAAGGCGUACACAAUCAACGGAUUGAACGCCUCUGGCGUGAUGUCUUCAUGUGUGUUUCCGGCUUGUAUUACAACAUCCUGCAUUCUCUGGAGGACCAAGACUUGCUCGACAUUGCCAACAUCCAUCACCUAUUCUGCUGCCACUACCUGUUUCUGCCACAGAUCCAAGCCAGCCUGGAUGUUUUUAGUAAGGCGUGGGACAACCAUCCAAUCAGGACAGAGCAAAACCUGACACCAAAUCAGCUCUGGCAGCUAGGCCUGGCCCAAAAUCCUGUCUCUGAUCCAGAGGGUAUACUGAUACCAGAGACUGAAUGGGAGGAGAGUGGAUACGUGACAGAACCUCAUCCUGGGAUCAAUGUCCCUGUACUAGACAGCCCUCUUUCAGAUCCCCAACUGUUGGAACUGCAAGACAACAUCAAUCCAUUACAACAUUCAGACUGUUUUGGAGUGGACAUAUAUCUUCACACUGUCCAGUAUGUUGAAAACUUACUUGGGGCAAAUUAAUUACAUUACAUGAGGAAGGGAGGAAGUAUGAGAGGAAAGAAGAACAGUUGAAAUAGAUGGUCAGUUUAAAUGUUAAUGUACUGCUGUAUUGUUGUUCAGGGAACUUGUCAUUGUAAAGUGCAAUGGUGUUUUAGGACAGACUUAAAAACAAAUGCAUUUAUUAAACAAUUGCAAAGUUUUUCCUCUAAAUACUUUGUGACAGAGCCCUACUUGAUUUUAGACCAUGGCUAGAUUGAAAAGGCUGUUGACAAUUUAGUUUAAAGAAAAGCUCUACAAAAUGUGAAUGGUCCCUUUUCAUCAUUGUGUCUCUGAAGUAUAAUUUUAUCUGCUCAUUUGUCAUUGCUUAGUGAAAUGGUAUAGGGGUACUGUGCUGUCACCGUGUGAAAUUCAAUUUUUUUCCUUGUACUUUGAAAAAAUAAAGAAUUUGGAAAGAA